This is a messenger RNA of Varroa destructor (honeybee mite), 4741 nucleotides long. RefSeq names its product NADH dehydrogenase (ubiquinone) 75 kDa subunit (gene ND-75). Gene Ontology annotation, biological process: ATP synthesis coupled electron transport. Gene Ontology annotation, cellular component: membrane. Lineage: Eukaryota; Metazoa; Arthropoda; Arachnida; Mesostigmata; Varroidae. Gene Ontology annotation, molecular function: NADH dehydrogenase (ubiquinone) activity; iron-sulfur cluster binding. The record is from RefSeq and is a predicted model, not a curated record.
AAGAAAAGAAAUAGCAAAGAAGGAAAAUUUUAGCGUUACACAUCGGUGCUCAGCGUGAAUACUUUAUAAAUAGUGAAUAAACAGUUUACUUGAAUUCGAAAAAAAUCAAGCAGACUUCGAACAUGUUCGAAUACUAGCAAGGGCAAUUCGCAGCUGGUGGAAUCAUGCGCUUUAUCGAUAAGCAGGCAUGCGCAUCGAACACUAGGCAAUGUUAGUUGCCGCGAUCAUUCUCGCUUAUGCAGCAUAGCUGCUAUUAUCGGAAAACGUUAUUGAGGUUGAUCCAGGAACGACGGUUUUACAAGCGGCUGCUAUGGUUGGAGUUGAAAUCCCGCGUUUCUGCUAUCAUGAACGACUCAGCGUCGCCGGAAACUGCAGAAUGUGUUUGGUCGAGGUGGAGAAGUCGCCAAAGCCCGUUGCUGCGUGUGCAAUGCCUGUAAUGAAGGGGUGGCGCAUCAAGACCAACUCCGACAUGACAAAGAAAGCUAGAGAAGGUGUUAUGGAGUUUUUAUUGGCCAACCAUCCUCUUGACUGUCCCAUUUGCGACCAGGGGGGAGAGUGCGACCUUCAGGACCAAUCAAUGGCGUUUGGAUCGGAUCGAAGCCGUUUCACGGAUAUUAAUUAUGAAGGCAAAAGGGCCGUCGAAGAUAAGGAUAUUGGGCCUCUUGUAAAAACGGUUAUGAAUCGUUGCAUCCAGUGUACCCGGUGUGUGCGUUUUGCAUCCGAAGUAGCUGGUAUUCCUGUGCUAGGCUCAACAGGUCGUGGGCAAGACAUGCAAAUCGGAACCUACGUCGAGAAGAUGUUCCUUUCAGAAUUAUCUGGAAACGUAAUCGACCUCUGCCCGGUUGGAGCGCUCACAUCGAAACCAUAUGCAUUCACGGCACGUCCUUGGGAAACUCGUAAGGUCGAGAGCAUCGACGUAACGGAUGCGCUUGGCAGCAACAUCGUGGUGAGCACUCGUGCUGGAGACGUGAUGCGUGUGAUUCCGCGAAAUAAUGAUGAUGUGAAUGAAGAAUGGAUUUCGGACAAGGCACGUUUUUCAUAUGACGGCCUGACACGUCAACGGCUUACAACGCCCAUGAUUCGAAUCAAUGACCAGCUUGAACCCUGUGAUUGGCAAGAGGCUCUCACAGCCGUUGCUAAUCGAGUAGCGGUCACCCCUGGUGAGAAGAUGGCUGCUGUCGUUGGCAGCAUGUGCGACGCCGAGGCGUUGACUGCCCUGAAGGACAUGAUGAACCAGCUCGACUGCGAAACACUUUGCACAGAAGAGAGCUUUCCGAUGGACGGAGCCGGUACCGACAUUCGAUCUAACUACUUGCUGAACUCAACGCUGGCCGGAGUUGAAAACGCCGAUUUACUUUUGAUCAUCGGGUGUAAUCCGCGCUUCGAAUCGCCUGUGUUUAAUGCGCGUAUUCGCAAAACGUGGAUUGGGAGCGACCUUGAGGUGGCGCUUAUCGGUCCUAGAAUCGACCUCACUUAUAGCUAUGAGCAUCUCGGAGACAACCCCAACCUCUUGCCUGAGAUUGCUAAAGGAAGUCAUCCCUUCUCCGCUAAGCUGAAAGCCGCAAAGAAUCCAAUGAUCAUUGUCGGAAGUGAGGCUCUACAAAGAACUGAUGGCGUUGCCCUUUAUAGUAUAGCACAUCAGCUGGCUACAUCCCUGCAAAAAGACCGAGAAAAUUGGAAGGUGUUCAAUGUGCUCCACCGUGUGGCCAGCCAAGUCGCAGCUUUAGACCUCGGCUAUCGUGCCGGCAUUAAGGACAUUCUAAGUCAGAAACCCGUAUUGCUAUACAUGUUUGGCGCGGAUGAGGGUAUGAUAGCUCGCAAGGACCUUCCAAGUGGCUGCUUUAUCGUCUACCAGGGACAUCACGGAGAUAAAGGGGCCGAAAUCGCAGAUGUCAUUUUGCCUGGUAGCGCCUACACCGAGAAACAGGCCACGUAUGUGAACACAGAAGGCCGAACACAGCAGACUUUACAAGCAGUUACCCCGCCCGGAUUGGCCCGAGAAGACUGGAAGAUCGUGCGAGCCCUAUCUGAAUUUGCCGGGAUUAGUCUUCCUUACGAUUCCCUCGAAGAGGUUCGCGGGCGGAUGCUCGAAAUUUCGCCACAUCUAACAAGAUACACAAAAGUAGAACACGCCAAUUACUUCAAACAGGCUGGUUUGCUUUUCAGUCGUCUGACAACAGCAAUUACGUCCAGCGAGAAGGUAGAUUCGCGCUUUAAGGGGCUUGAGGACUUCUUUAUGACAGACUCGAUUAGCCGUGCCAGUCCAACUAUGGCGAAGUGCGUACACGCUGCCGUUAAAGAGAAGAAGAACCCGCAUUAAGAAGCCGUGCGUAGUGCUAGCAUGUUUCAACAGUUUAGUAGAAUAAUUAAGGACGUUUCGUGAGUAAGGUAACAUAAUGGGAUUGGUCAUGGGUUGGGAUUAGAUGGUAGCAGUUCUUAAUUCGCCGUCCGGCGGCAAUUUGAGGGAGACGCGAGUUGAGCAUCGAUGACGGAACACUAAGAGAACUCGAAUGUUAUCUUUACGAUUGUGAGUAAAAACAAACAGCAACAACAGUAAAAGUGACUCAAGGUAACAAAAAUGCUAAUAACAGAAGCAGUCGGCCGUGUACGUUGAAAAGAAAAAAUGUGAACUUAACGAUGAAACAGUUAACUCGCAACAAAGCAACAAAUCCUAGCGUUAUUUCUAUGGAUUUGAAAACAGUAAAAGAGAAGAAACAGCAAGAAAUAAAAGCAGAAGAGUGUAUCAAUAGGGAACGAAUCUGUAAGCCUAGACAAGUUAAGAAAGCCUUUCUUCAGUAAACCAUAUUUUUGUUUUUUUUUUUUAAAUUAACUCAAACACUAUGAUUAUGGGUACUACGGUAGAUUAAAUGAUGUAGAGCCGCAGCUCAAUAUUAAAUCGUAGUUUGGACCUGAACUCGAGUAAUAGUUUAACUUAACAACUUACGAGAACUCCAAGAAAAAGAAUAUAUUUAACUAAUUAAGAGGACUUCAAGGAAAAGAAUAUAUUUGACUAAUACGAUUUUUUACAUCAUGUUCUAAAAUGAGAAAUGAUUUCACACAGUUCUUAGGCACGGCUAAAAGUCUACAUAGACUUUUAGUCUAUGUAGACUACAUAGACUAUGUAGUCUACAUAGACUAGAAGGGUCGGUUCAAAUGUACAGUAGGAGAUUAAACGCCAUGCUCAGUAGCUUUGCUUCGUAUACUUACGGCUUAUCAAAGGCUUGUAUAGCUUUUUUCUCACUGUAACUAUAUGAAAAACGACGGCUUCAUACACAGUUGCUUAGGCUGCGACCAUUUAUAUCUUUGGCUGCCCAUGGACCUAACCUCGAAUUGUUAAACUGGUAGAAAAUUACGUCGGUUCGUUAUUAAAUGAUAUGAUUUAUUUAGUUGUAGCUCUUUCGUUCACUUGAUUUCUGACUCGCUGAGGUGUUGUCAUACUUUUUGUUGAUCCCUCUCAAGACCUAAACCGAUCCCAACGAUAUCGUAUAUCUAUAUAAUAUGUAUAAUAUCGUCUAUAAAUGAUGACAACUAUUUUGUAAAUAGAAAUUGGUAGCAGUCACGGAGCUAAUCAGGCGACAAAAAGACCCGCUGGUAGACUCCAAAGUAGAAAUCUUUCAAAUGAUUCUAGUGAAAUUUUUAGUGUAUUGCCUUAUCUUCAAGUUAAUGGCGAAAAAUUUCACCAAUUGCAAAUUUUUCCAGUAACUUGAAUAGCGUAUACAAGUACUUCUAUUGCUUCUUACUGAGCAGAUAUGUGUAAGCUAUUUUGGAGGCUAGUGAUACCCGACAUACGUGGCUAUGUAAUGAUAACAGUUAUAGUGGUUAGAUUUAACAAGUGUGGCGUAAAAAAAUAGGUGCAGUGGACUGUGUCGGUCAAUCAUCGUCAUAGAUGUGCUUCUUUAUUACCUUCUUUAUUACAUAAGUCUUCGAAUGCUUUCUAGACAAAAUCUAUUUCAUCGUUCCUUUUGAGUAAUCAUUAUUAAUAUAUAAAUUAUAUUCUUACAAUAAUGUAAUGUAAAUACGUGAACGAUUAUAAAAUAUGCGAAUCUAUCACUCACAGGAUUUUUAUCGCAACUGUUGAUAUACUAUCAGUCUUCCAAAAUGCUCAAACGUUUACACUCCACUUUACUUAAACAUUUACUCCUUAGAUUUCGCACCUAACAUCUCACAGAUACUAAAAUUAGUGUUAAAAUCGCUAUUUCUUCUAACGUGGCCAUGUCCCAAAGCGACCGCUUGAAUAACGGCUAACGCAACUGCUCUUUGAUAACACAGUCCAAAUAAAUUAGAAAGAAAGCAAACAUCGACAUUUUGUUGGCCGCCCGCUGUAAGCGCAAGGGCAGAGCGGUGCGUCAAGAAAACACUUGAUUUCUAAAUUCCAGCUUUCACUUUUCUCGUCAAAGUUCUCCGAUAGAGAAACGUCAACGGUGCGCGGUCAUGAUGAAGCACUCAUUUACUGAAGUUGUAUGUCCGCUAAUCGACGUUUGGCUACAGAUCAACACCAAUAUAAGCUCGCCAAGUAGCGGCUAAGGUUCGCCACUGAAUCCAAAAUAUUACAACAAACCCGCAAAAUAAAUAAUUUAACAAACAGAAAUUAGCUAUCUCACUUAGAUGGUGUGUGACGUAUUCGGACUGCUUCCUCUUCAUCGAGUGUCCUGUAUAAAGGCCCUGUAUUCAGUGAUAGAAGUCAAUGUAAACGGACAAACUUAUCUUCAAAUCCACGGCCUAUUAACGCAUACCAAACCAA